Messenger RNA from Naumovozyma dairenensis CBS 421, 1059 nucleotides. RefSeq names its product Bub3p (gene BUB3). The coding region runs from base 1 to 1059 and encodes 352 amino acids. The transcript has a single exon. Gene Ontology annotation, molecular function: ubiquitin binding. Gene Ontology annotation, biological process: mitotic spindle assembly checkpoint signaling. The record is from RefSeq and is a predicted model, not a curated record. Gene Ontology annotation, cellular component: bub1-bub3 complex; mitotic checkpoint complex; kinetochore. Lineage: Eukaryota; Fungi; Ascomycota; Saccharomycetes; Saccharomycetales; Saccharomycetaceae.
AUGGACAAUUUCAUAAAGAAGGAAUUACAAGAUGUUCCCAAAGAUUAUAUUAGUGAUAUGAUAUUCAUGAAAGAAUAUCGUCAAUUAUUGGUAACUUCAUGGGACGGAACCAUCUCAUUGUAUCACCUCUCUAGAGGAGAAGAAGAAGAAGAAGAAAAAGCAAAAGAUGAAUUACGAUUGCUUAACCGAUUGCGAUACAAGGUACCUUUACUUUGUUGUUCAUAUAUGAUUAUUCCGUCACGUUCUUACUCUGAUUGGAUGGACUUGACAAUAUAUGCGGGUACUAUACAUGGUGAGAUAGUUCAAAUCGACUUUGAAACUAACCGGAUUGAACCUAUUGCGUCCAAUAAUGAUGCACAGUUGGGUAUCUCUAAGAUGAUACGAUCGGUAAAAAAUAAGAAAUUAUAUGUUAGUUCAUGGGAUUGCCUUAUUCAAGAAUUGGAUCCGGUAUCGAAUCAAAUUACUAAGAAAAUACGGUUAGAAGACGGUAAAAAAGUAUUAUCGAUGGAUUGUAAUGAUGAUAACUUAAUUAUAGCCACGACGUCCGGGAAAAUAAAAUGGACAAAACUACCCUUAGCUGAUGGUCAUGAAGGAGAAAGAGCAAAGGGAAUGUGGACUGAAGUAGAAGCUGGUUUAAAAUACCAACUUCGAGAUAUAAAAUUGACGAAUGAUGGCGAUGGAUAUGUUUCAAGUAGUAUUGAUGGGAGAGUUGCUGUAGAAUAUUUUAACGAUGAAUCAAAGAAAUUUGCAUUCCGUUGUCAUCGGAUGAAUCUUGUUGAUAUGCAAUUUGUAUUCCCGGUAAAUACAUUAUCGUUUGAUCCGCAUAAUAACAUCCUGUAUACUGGUGGAUCAGAUGGGUGUGUUUCUGUAUGGAACUUGGAUUCACAGAAGAAAAUCAAGCAAUUCCCCAAGUUUAAUGAGAACAGUGUCGUCAAGAUUGUUACGGACGAACGAAUGCUGUGUGUGGCAACAUCGGACGAUUCCUUUAAGACAAAUGCAGUGGCCACAGAUGCUCUCCAGUUGCAACCCAGUCGAAUCUACAUUCUUUUCAAGAUGUGA